AUGGCGGGCACUUCGGAUACCUCUUUUUCGCCGGAAAGCAAAAAUGGGCAAUUAAUUCGUCGCACCUCCAGACGCGUCGCGCAAAUCGGAGAAUCCAGUAGAUCGGGCUCCGAAAUCCCAUCUCUUCUAACUCGCUGCUCAGAUGGAGCUUCAUCAUCACAGACUCCUCUACCAGUUCGUCAUGAAGACAGGAGUGACGAACUGACUCGAGAUGUGUUGUCACAAGAAGAAGACCGAUUCGCGCCUUUAGGAAUCUCAAUCGAAGAUAUCGAUCCUUUGUUAGACCAUAAAGGACGAAUUGGAGGCGAUAAAAGUUUGAGUUCGAUCAAAACCGUGAACGACAUGCUGAACUCAUGCGGUCUAUUUAACAGCAACGUCACAAUUCUGAUUCCUCGAGCCGACCAGCGCCCCUGGAACCUGCCGGAAGGGUACAUAUGCUUGUACGAGGGUUAUUUUACUGAAUGUCGCCUCCUAUUCCCAAUCCCAGCAUUGAUAUCACUCUACGCCCAAAGACGCAGGAUAGCGAUCUGCCAAUUUGUCCCUGGAGCCAUUUGUAACUUCAUGGCUGCCCUUACCAUAGCAGCCGAAGUCGGAGUUAACAUUGGAGUUCAAUGCUUUGAGCAACUAUCCAACUUCAAGUCAUCAAAGAGUCUGCAUCGCUGGGAAGUGAAUAUGAGACCGGCGCACAAUUUCCUUGCGGGUCAAAGAGUUUCCAAAUUCAAGAAGUGGGUGAACCACUACUUUUAUGUCCGCGUUGAUCAGUACUCGCUCGUUAAUCCAUUGGGUUUCCAUCGGAGAGUGUGGAAUGAAAAUCCUGAUCGUCCAUUUUGCGCAACACGUCUAGCUCCGGACUAUCACCCUGUCAGGAACGCUCUACUAUCCGGGAACAAUCAUCGGUGGGAAUUUAUUAUCCGUAUCCGUGUUGAAACAGCGAUGGGCAAACCCAGGACAACAUUCCCAAGUUUCGCGAGUUCGCUGGGACGAACUGCGGAGCCAGCCGGCUCACGUGUCGUUGAAUCCGACAGUCUCCAGGACCAGUCUGAUGUUGAUCCUGUUCAGGAUCGGACCAUUGUCGAUCCCACUCAGGCUUCCGAAGAAGACGUCGACUUGGUCGAUGUUGCGAAAGGUGAUACCCCUCCCCUAGCUUUAGGGAAUGCCGACCCUCCGAACGAUGAAGAAGAUGUCCCUCAGCUCGGAGCUGGACCAAAAAGGAAGAAGAGGAAACACAAAAAGAAGGCGUCGCAGCCAGCAGCAAACCGCAAACGCUCAGCUGAAGACGCCGGACUGGAAUAUGCCGACCGAUUCCGUCUGGCAAGAGAAAAUGACAAAACGGAUCGGUUUGCCUUUGAGUAUUUCGGUGAUACCCCUUUGGUCACAAGUCGUGAUGCUUCAGGCGAACUUUUCCGAACCUUGAAGAUCUCCAGUCGAAUUCUUCCGUCAGCGGACGAACUGGAGUUCCAACAAGCGUUCCUUGACGUCGCCGAAUCCCACUUAAUGACUACCGCCAGGAUGAAUACGCUGACUCAGUUGUACGAUAGGCGAGUCAAAAGCUAUAAAAAGUCUGGAUUCGAGCUUGAAAAGGUGAAGGAAUGCGCGGAACAAAUCCGAGUUGCCAGCAAAGCUAAGGACGAGAGGAUCAAGGAGCUUGAAGCUUUUCUCGCUGAAAUGGACGAUAUCAUCGCCAAAUCCGAACUGAGGAUUGGCAAACUGAAUUCUCGAGCGCUUAUUCUCGAAGAAGAGAAAUCCAAACUGCAGGGAGCAUGCAACGAGUUGAAAAUCAAACUCGACUUUGAAGUUAAAAGACUUCGGCGGGAUCGUUUGGAGAAGGUGGAGCGAACAGCGAAGAAAGCGCAGACUCGAUUGAAUAAGGUCAAGGCUUAUUUAGUCGAACAAGAGAAGAUUCGCCCCUUGGAAGACCUGUUAAACCAAGCUACCAGGGUGCAGGAAACUGUGCAAUAUCUGAUCGAGAAGGGGGUCGUUAUUCCUGAGGAGCGAAUCGCGGAGAUUGAUAAGAACAAGGCCAAAGCCGAGGAAACUCUCCAAGCGAUCGACGUCCUCGAACUGAAUGAAAACGACCUCGUCAUGUCCCCUGAUCAGCUGGGCUACAGACUUCUUCACCCCGGAACGAUGGCUCCGGACUCCGUCUACCAUCCGUAUGGCUCCAAUGUCGAGAGCUUCCAAGCCGAUUUGACCGGUGCUUUGGACUCUGAUCUUUAA
Messenger RNA from Camelina sativa (false flax), 2217 nucleotides. The record is from RefSeq and is a predicted model, not a curated record. Lineage: Eukaryota; Viridiplantae; Streptophyta; Magnoliopsida; Brassicales; Brassicaceae.